This is a messenger RNA of Scylla paramamosain (green mud crab), 1048 nucleotides long. RefSeq lists its product as uncharacterized. The coding region runs from base 325 to 1029 and encodes 234 amino acids. NCBI's taxonomy places the organism in Eukaryota, Metazoa, Arthropoda, Malacostraca, Decapoda, Portunidae. The record is from RefSeq and is a predicted model, not a curated record. The transcript is spliced from 5 exons.
UCUGCACCUGCCACACAGUCCAUCCUCUGAAGCCGUUGUCCUGCUCAUCUUCCCAAAGCCUCAGCGUUAUGACACCUAUGUGGAUGGUGUCUUUGUUCCCCCAGCCAACCUCAACACCUCUGCAGCCGGCUACAAGCUGUUGCCUGAGAACCCCACCCAUCCUCAGGCUUUCCUUCCCAUGUUGGACAAUGCUGAAGUGGCCAGCGCUCACACUACAAGCCUGAAUGGCGAGGAGGAGGAGGGAGCAAUUGGUGGGGAGGUGAUUCCCUACAAGAAGCUGGUGCAGAGUCUGGAGAAGGCCGUCAAUAGAUUCCAGGAUGGAUCAUGCAGCAACUGUGCCUCUCUCUCUUGGUGAGUGACCCCAUCGAGCCACCACCCAAGGAAGCCCCUCCAAAGGCCACAGAGGAGGAAGGCAGUGUUGUCAUUCUGGAUGCCAAGCUGUUCUACAAGCAGCAGGAGAAGGAGGUGGCAGAGAAGAUCAAGGAGAGCCUGGCAAUGACUGAGUAUGCCAAGCCAUCCAGUGCAUUGGUGCUGAGUGGUGUGUCCAGCAGUGUGGUGCAGUACACAGUGUUUGAAAUGCAGCUGUCCUUUACUGUGCUGGAUACAGAGGGUGCACCCACCAGUGACCUGGGCCACAAGAGUGAUCCCUGGCAGGUCACGGCAAGUCUCUUGGGAGGUCCGCCAGGUGCCAUCCUCAUGGGCACCACAACAGUUCCCAACAGGAAUGGCACUGCCAUCUUCACCAACCUGUCUGUCAGCAAGCCCGGGGAAGGCUACAACCUCACUUUCACCAUCACCUACCCCAGCUAUGCUCCAGCCCUCACCACCACCCUGGAGGAGACCUUCAGCUUGACAAAGAUGAGUGCAGCAAUGGUCCUGCAGCAGCCCAGCAUAGUGCAGGCCGGACAACCCACCACCAUCACUGUUCACUUUGUUGACAAGGACUCUGGCUUGGUGCUUAAUGGCCUGGCUUUCAAGGUGAGGAGACAGACAGGCAUGAUUGACUUAAAUGUUGUAUAUAAAGAGUAAUAAAAUAAUAUAAUCUUUG